Molecule: messenger RNA, 3918 nt
Organism: Ylistrum balloti
Lineage: Eukaryota; Metazoa; Mollusca; Bivalvia; Pectinida; Pectinidae
Exons: 2
Coding region: 103-1371 (422 amino acids)
Biological process (GO): beta-D-galactose catabolic process via UDP-galactose, Leloir pathway
Cellular component (GO): cytosol
Molecular function (GO): UDP-glucose 4-epimerase activity
Source: RefSeq, a predicted model, not a curated record
AAGGGACCCAGUACAUUCGAAGUUGUCCUAAGGUGAUGAGGUUUGAUUUCUAAAUUUCCAUUGAAUUUAGAGAAAGCCAGAUUGUCACACCAAAAGGACAGGAUGACAACGACUGUCAAAUGGCUAAAAUCCUUCACGAUACUUUCAUCUCUAUACCUGCUGCUUCAAUUCAGUACUGGGAGUGCAAAGACAAUUUUUGUACUGGGUGGAAAUGGACUGUUAGGUUCUGCUUCUAUGGAGCGCCUUAUUGAAAGAGGGGACAACUUGAUGGUUGUUAAUCGCGGUAAUUGGUAUUGGGACACAUCCACGCUCAUCCUUCCAUUUGUAACGCCAAUACAAUGCAAUCGUCACAACUCCUUGCGCGAGUGCCUGGAAAUGGAAUUCUUGCUUUCAGGUGAUGAGAAGGAUGUUAUCUUUGACGCUGUUGUUGAUUUCAGUUCGUUUGCAGGAAAAGAUGUGGCAGAUGUGUUGGAUGUUCUCAAGGGUAGAAUCAAACAAUAUAUCUUUAUCAGUUCCGAUUCAACCUACGAGGUUUGUAUAAAAAACCAUAGUAAUCCAACUGUUGAGUCAGAUUCUGUUCGUCCUGUAUCGGAAGCAGAAAGAGUUCUAUACAAUCAAAAAGAUGUUUACGGCGAUAGGAAGUUAGAAGGAGAAGAAGUUCUAGAGGCACAAAAGGAAGGAGGUGUAUCAUAUGUUGCUUUGCGCCUACCAGAUGUAAUCGGACCACGUGACAAUACCUACCGCUGGUGGAUAUACCAGCUUUGGAUUAAAAUGCUUGACUAUCUUGAUCGCCCCUUGGAGAUACCAGAUGAAGUAAGCAAUCGGCCAUUGAGCUUUGUUUAUUCUUAUGAUGUAGCAGAUUUGAUUAUUCAGCUUUUGGAUUCUGAUGCAGGUGUCUUCAAUGAGGCAUACAAUUUGGCAUUUGAGGAAAACCCAACUUUGACAGAAAUGCUACAAUUGAUGGCAACCUAUUUAGACCGUCCGGAUAUUCAGAUUAAUGUAAAGAAAAACUCAGCUAUGACAUACCUGUGGCCGUCUGCACCAUCACAGCAACAGUAUAAUUUUCCAGAGUUGUCUGCCCCUGACGAUAAUUGGUCUUCUGCUCUAUACAUGUUCCCCUCCGUAUCCAUGGGCUCUAUCGAUACGUCCAAAGCAAAGCGCAUUAUUGGAUGGAAUCCAACUCCUUUGACAACAGCUGUUAAGGAAUCUAUUGCAUUUUUCGAGAAGGCAAUGAUAAGUGAUGAGUUUGAGGAGGAACAAGCUGAGAUAAAACGUGCCCUCCUUCUACAUUUCAGUAAAGAUCACGCAAGGACUUUGGCAGGUGUAGAUGUUGUGUACCCAAAAUCAGAGAAUGUUCACCAGGAACUCUGAUUUUUGAAACAUUAUGAAAUUUUUGUUGAUAAAAUUUGCCUUAUGUUAACGCAAAUACUCAGAUUAUUGCAUUUUUUUCCUCGUUGCUUUUCUCUUACCUAAGUUUUCAAAUGUACAAAUUGAUUAUUUUAUCAUUUUGAAUACAAAUCAGCUUAUAUCAUUUUUCUGAUAUGUUGUCAUUUGUAAUUUACAUAGAAAUUCUAUGCACUUUCCCCAUACAUCAGAUGUAGCCACCUCUAGGGUUACUUCCACUGUAUUACAUGAUGCUUCCUUAUCAAAUAUUGAAAGUUUGGCAGGCUUAAAGCAUAGCUUUACAAUCCCAGAAAAUCUUACGAUGAGGAAUCCGUGGUCCAAGAUCAUAUCUAUUUAUAUGCUGCAUUUUGAAAAGCCUAACAAAGUAGGGUCAGUAACUAAAUAUUCCAUGUAGAUUUUGGUGACAUGUUUUGGUGCAUCAGAUAAGUAGAUAGUUUUAGCGUGUUAUAACGCAUUUCCUUAGCUUUAUUUCAUGGGCGAUUGAAUUUACAUUGUGUGAACUUGUAAAUGUGUUUCUUAUGGGUUUUUUUAUUUGGUAUAUUGAUAUAAACUUUAUUUAUUUUACAACAGUUGUGGUUUAUAGCUUAGAUUGAUUGCUCUUGUUGGCCGACCCAGGAGAAAAAACCACUUGGUCGGACAAGUGAUGCUUUACCUUUUCACAUCCGCUUACGAUUUCGUAAUCAGUAUCAAAUAUGGACUAUUCAUUGUUAGUGCUUAUUAUGGACUUUCAUUUCAUCAGUGCUAUUGCAUAAGUAUCAAAUAUAUAUAUUUGUAUGUGUGUAUUUCAUAAAUAUUCUAACUUUUAUUAACCUAUUCUAUGAAUUCCCUGUGUAGAUGUCAUAGCUUUUGUUUGUACAUAUGGAUAUUUGUUUGUAUAUUGAAACAAUGUAAUACAUAUUUCAUUUUGCUGUUUAUUAUAUUUUCCGUCAUAUUGCUACAUAACUUGAAUGUUUUUUCAUUGCAUCUUUUAAUAUAUGUCAGUAGUUUAUAGUAUCCAAGAGAACAAAUACAAAGGUUUUUUUUAAUUGAUUUUGGUGUUUUCUUAAAGUUAAAAUCAAAACCAGGAAAAAGGUGUUAUUUUAUAGUAAUGAAGAGUACAGGUAAAUAAUCUACCUGUAUAUAGAUACUAUAUCAGGAGAGUGCAGGUAAAUAAUAUAUAUGUAUAUUGGUACUAUCUCAGAACAAUACAGGUACAUUUGUAUGUAAAUAAUCUACCUGUAUACAGGUACUAUAGCAGAACAAUACAGGUAAAUAAUCUACCUGUAUAUAAGUACUAUAUCAAAUCAUUACAGGUAUAUAAUCUAUCUGUAUAUAAGUACUAUAUCAGAACAGUACAGGUAAAUAAUCUACCUGUAUAUAAGUACUAUAUCAAAUCAUUACAGGUAAAUAAUCUACAUGUAUAUAAGUACUAUAUCAAAUCAUUACAGGUAAAUAAUCUACCUGUAUAUAAGUACUAUAUCAAAUUAUUACAGGUAAAUAAUCUAUCUGUAUAUAAGUACUAUAUCAAAUCAUUACAGGUAGAUAAUCUAUCUGUUUAUAAAUACUAUAUCAGAAAGUACAGGUAAAUAUUCCACCUGUAGUUUGGUACUAUAUCAGAACAGACUAAAAUGACACCUCUAUUGUCGCCAAGGUUUAUAUAAUUCCUUUGAGAAAAAAGAAACCGGAAGUUCAAGUUCAAGUUCUUUAUUACUUUAAGCCAUCUGGCUCAUCAGUAGACAAUUGAAUAUUUACAAUGUAUAGACGUCACAUAAUACUUUAGCACCACACACACACGCACGCACGCACGCACGCACACACACACAUAUCCUCACACACAGAAAGACACACACGUACACACAACCUCACACACACACACACACACACACACACACACACACACACACGCACGCACGCACACACACACACACACACACACACACAAAUCUAACAUAUAAUGUAGAGAAUGACCUUAAUACAAAUAAAACAUAUUCUAGCUAUAAACAAUUUCCUGUUAUCAAUCUCGUCAUAGCACCAUCUUACAAUGAUUACAGGUUGAAAUAACAAGCAUACGUUAUGCAUAGAACUAUUAAUAUACCAUGUUACGAACAUAGGAAAAAGGAUUUUACCACAGAUUUCAAAUGUUUUUAAAACGAUUCACACUGUGUAACUUCAGUAUAGACAUACAGUGUACAAGUUCUAAGAAAAAUAGCCUUUACUUAUUGCAGACCUUCUAGUCUUCUCUUGUUUGCAAGUUUUAAAAAUUUUGCCAGAUUUGAGAUAUCCUUUCUACUUUUAGUAGACCAGAGCCCUAUCAAUUUGAACAUACUGACAUUUCUAUAGUAAUAAGGUUUAAUAAAUUUCUUGCGAAGUGAAUGAAAGAAAGGACAUUUUGAAAUAAAAUGAAAUUCAUCUUCGAUGUCUUGCAUUGUACAAAGUAAGUACAGUCUACGGUUUCGUUCUAUAUAUCUCCCAGUUUCUACAAGUAACUCGUGUGAAGACAGUCUAAUUCUACUUAAUUCUUUUAGGCUAAGACUA